Strongylus vulgaris is the source of this 266-nucleotide messenger RNA. NCBI's taxonomy places the organism in Eukaryota, Metazoa, Nematoda, Chromadorea, Rhabditida, Strongylidae. The record is from the annotation of a GenBank genome assembly.
AUGGAAAUGCAGGAACGAGGAGUAACUGUUUCGAACAAGGUGAUUGCUCGUUGUUACCCAAUAGAGGAAUUGAUUCGUUCGGCUCGUCAUCAACGAUCCACUCGUCAACGGCGUUACGUUAUGCCUCGUACCACAACUGAUGGAACUGAGAACUAUGGAAAAGUGCUAAAUUCGUUGAUGUCAACAUUUGCUGAACGGGUAAGUCACAGCUCACUGAUAAAAAGACAGUUUGGCUUGUUUCUUAGGAUGAUAAGGCUAUUAUGACG